Molecule: messenger RNA, 1546 nt
Organism: Botrytis byssoidea
Lineage: Eukaryota; Fungi; Ascomycota; Leotiomycetes; Helotiales; Sclerotiniaceae
Exons: 3
Coding region: 1-1218 (405 amino acids)
Biological process (GO): regulatory ncRNA-mediated heterochromatin formation
Cellular component (GO): nucleus
Molecular function (GO): siRNA binding
Source: RefSeq, a predicted model, not a curated record
AUGUUUCGUCGGCUACCCUCAGGUCUUCCAAAAGACCCUAAAUUUGAACCUACCCUUGAUGGACUUGGAUACUUCAUCAACGAGAAAGAUGAAAUCAGAUCUAUCGAAAAUCCAAAGGCUUACUUCAAGUAUUUCCUUACCAAAAAUGAUCGAUAUAAUCAACUGCAACGUGAAGCCAUGAAUCAUGCCAUCCGUGAUAUAGUAAUGACACGUCUUCUCAGCCUUGGCCUCCAGAAGAUCCUUCUUCCUCUCAAUGUUCCCGAAACUUCUCCACAUAUCCACAUUCUAACAUCUCCCAAUCUCUCCACUGCCACUCGAGUCAUCGUUCUAUUUUACGAACCUAAGGAUGAUAUUGGAGUUUUGGCUCAUCGUGUCUUGGGUGGAGCAGGCGGAAUCGACACUGGUUCUGCCGUGAACAUGGUCAAGUAUAUUCAAGAGAAGGGCGCAGCUUCAGGUGAACCCGAGCCACCAGCCAUCAUUCUUGCUAACAUGGGUCAACUUUAUUGGUAUCGUCGCGGCCGAAAGCCUGUCACCUUGAUGACUUGGUCUGCAUUACCUCAAUCUAGCUGUGUCGAGAAAACCACCCGCCUUGAUGCCAUCAAAAACACAGUUCCUGGGAAUCGUAAUACAGAUGAACAUAUCGAUUACAUCUUCAACCAUGUCAUCGAAGAACUUAUGCCGAAGGUGGCCAAGAUCGAUGUAAUUGGGGUUUCUGAAGGCGCCAUGGGCGUAACCCGUUUCUUGGACGAACUGGAAAAUUGGAAGAAGUGGGGAUCCCGUAUGCAAGCUUUUGCAGCUCUAGCUACAUGGUGGCAAUCCAUUGAUUACAGGAAUCCUCUUCUUCUAGAAUGGAUGCAAGCCCGUGGUCGUGUCUACUUGAACUCUCCUGAGCCGGCAGGUACCUAUCUCGCAGGUCCUGAUGGCACUCGGCGUAUCAUAGCACUUGGAUCACCAGUGUUUAGCCUGAGUGAACCUUACUAUACCGAAUGUCUCUUGCCCAAAGGUUAUCGUACGGUUAUUGACUUCUUUCAAGAAGUUGCGGAUUGGGAUAGUCAAGGUGGAGAAUAUGUAAAUCCAACCUUUGUGAGAAUGGAUGAUGGAGAAGAAGAUUGUGAAGACAUGGGCUUUGGAGAUGAGGGAUUCGGUGAUGAAGAAAGACAGGAUGGAGUUGAGCUGAAGAUUGAGAGGGGGGAAGUUGACAAGCGGGUUGAUUUAUAAGGUCUUUUUCAUGCAUUGGUACAGGAGCUAGUAAGUAGACCAAUGGUUUCCUACUCCUCUUGACGUACCCGACCGGAUGCUGGGAGACAACGGAACGGCAUGCUAUAGAGGGCCUGUUGGAUCAACUGCAAACGAAAACAGUGGAAUGAUUCGAAAGGAUGGUGAUGACUUGUUUCGAGACGAUUAGUUCGACGGUAUGGUUUGAAGCCACUGAAGUUAAGGGGAUAAUUACAGCAAAAAGGAAUCAGAUGUAGUAGGAAAAGCAACGACUUGCACAUAUAAAUGAUAAAGGGUUACAAUAUGAUCAUCUCGUGACUACAUAAUAUAC